AUGGCUACACAAAAAGAACAGCGCUUAAAGAUUUUGAACGCAAAAAAGGAGCAAUAUUUCGCUGGUCUUCAACGCUUGUAUGAUAAUAGUAGGGACAUUUCAACGACUGAGAAAGUUGCAUAUUUUAAGAUGAGGUACGCAUCAUUAUCAGAAACCAAAUCCAAAUUAUUAGCAGUGGUAGACGAGAUCAAUCUUUUGCAAUGCGAGUUAGAUGAAGAAUUCGUUCCUAACUUUAAACUUAUAGAAACCAUUGACGAUUUAGUUUGUCGUAUAGAAUAUGUAGCAAUCAAGGUUAUCGAUAGUUACAGUACCCGUCCUACACCCGCUUCCACGGUGCGUCAAGACCGUAAAUCAAUUCGCAAAUUACCCGAAAUGCCUCUGCCUAAAUUUAGUGGGGAUAGUAAAGAAUGGCCUAGGUUUAUAGAAUGUUAUAAUAGUAUGAUCCAUAAUAAUCCCGAUUUAAGUGACGUUAAUCGCGUUCAUUAUUUGCUUGGUUGUCUAACAGAUAACGCCCUUUCGGUGUGUUCAGGUAUCGCACCUACAGGAGAAAACUAUAGAAUAAUUCUCAAUGCACUUAUAGAUAAAUACGAAGAUAAGCGUUCUAUAGCUAAUUCUCUUUUAGACCAAUUACUUACGUUCAAGCAGAGUUCAACAGAAAAUGUACAGUCAUUAGAUUCAUUUCUAGAAAAAUUUGAUCCAGCCGUAACUGCACUUCGCAAAAUUGAAAUACCAGACCUAGCAGAUUAUAUUUUCGCCUACUUAGCCCUUCAAAAACUUAAUCCAGAAACACAACGCUUGUUUGAAAAUACCCGUAGAAAUGUGGAAAUGCCCUCUUAUAAUGAUAUCAUCAUUUUUAUAAAGGAGCAGGCAAAAAUUUGUUCAAGAACUAGUAGUGUAGAAACAAAAACGUUUAAUAGCCAUGCAAAGGGUAAUUCCACCCCGAGCAACAGAUAUAAGCCAACUCAUACGUUUAUCGCCCAGAAAAAUUCGCCCCCAAAGUGCGCAUUUUGUAAGAGUAGUGCUCAUGGUCUUACAGCUUGUCCGAAGUUUUUAGAAAAGACUCCCGAAGAACGCUACAAAAUUACACGCAGUAAUAAUUUAUGUUUAAAUUGCUUAGCCUUUCAUAAAAUUAUUAAUUGCAAAAGCAAUUAUAGUUGUAGAAUUUGCAAUCUCAAACACCAUACCUUGCUACAUUUUCAACGCCAAGUCGAGUCGAAACCUUCCGAUAGUAAAUUAGAAAUUGCGAUAACAGAUAGUUCGCUUCGCAACACUCAUUCCUCCAUUGGUAGUGGAACUUCCUCUGAUAGUGCUAAUUCUUCUUCCUUGAACUGUUAUUCAAUCACCCCUAAUAACGAUAUUUGUAAUAGUACGGUGUUACUUUCUACGGCCAAAGUUAACGUAUUAGACGUCUUUGGGAAUUUGCACGAAGGUAGAUUUUUAAUGGAUAGUGGCAGUCACGCCAAUUUCUUAACUUUAGAAUUUAGUCGUCGUUUAAAAUUACGCCCCUCUAUUUGUCAGACUACAGUUCUCGGAAUUGGGUCUAAUCGAAGCUUCGUACAUGGCCGGGCCAGCACAGUUUGCAUUUCCAAAUUUAAUGCAGCCCAACGGUUUACGCUGGACGUGCUCGUCGUCGACAAAAUUGCUGAUCAACUACCCACAUCUCAAGUCGAUCUAAGUGUUCUCACCUAUAUAAAGAAGGUUCCAUUAGCAGACGAUGAGUUUCAUGUUCCAGGCAAAGUUGAUGGAAUCAUUGGGGCUCAUUUAUUUGCCCAAUUGCUCGGUAGUCAACGCAUUACUGGUCCUCCGAAUACCCAGUUAGCCAUAGAAACAAAACUUGGAUAUGUACUAAUGGGAUGCGCACCUGUGGUUUCCCCAAUUGAUAAUUUACAUAGUUUUUUCCUUACUACGGAUUCCUCGCUUGAAACAUUAUUAAAGCGAUUUUGGGAGCUUGAAGAUGUACCCGCUUUAACAUUUGAAAAUCCGGAAGAUAUAGAGUGUGAAAACUUCUUUAAAUCAACUUAUAAACGGGAAGCGAACGGUCGCUACACCGUAGCUUUGCCCUUUCAAAUAGAUAGUUCCUUUUUAGGUGAUUCGUACGCCACUACCCACCGUAGAUUUUUAUCCCUUGAAAAAAGAUUGGAAAAGGAUGAGACUCUUAGGAUACAGUACUCGAGUAUUAUUCAAGAUUAUCUAACACAAGGUCAUAUGUCUAAAGUAAUGGAACAUUCACCCAUAGAGCCAAACUAUUUUAUACCUCAUCACGCCAUCUUUAAACCUGGGUCUAGCACAACGCCCGUCCGUAUUGUUUUCGACGCUUCGUGUAAAACGACGUCGCUUUAUUCCUUAAAUGAUAUUUUAUUCACUGGGCCUAAAGUUCAAUCGGACAUCUGUACAAUGUUGCUAAAUUUUAGGCUGUUUCAAGUUGCUCUCUCUGCUGACAUUCGGCAAAUGUACCGACAAAUUGACAUUCGCACGGAUCAUCGGAAUUUCCAGAAGAUACUUUGGAGGUUUUCGCCACUGGAACCAAUAGAAGUUUAUAGAUUAAAUACGGUAACCUUUGGAGUUAAAUGCUCCCCCUUUUUAGCCCUUAGAACUCUGCGUCAGCUCGCAAAUGAUGAAGAAUCGUCUUUUCCACUAGCGUCCCAAAUAGUGCGAAGAGAUAUGUACGUGGACGAUCUUGUGACGAGCAUACCUUCACCAAGCGUAGCCAUAAAAUUAUAUUCGGAGUUAAAGGAAUUAUUCAGUAGAGGUGGAUUUCAAUUACUAAAGUGGGCCACAAAUUCUUCAGCUUUGCGCGAAUAUAUUCCUACAGAAGAUAGUAUUACUAGUCCCAUAUACUUUGAGAAUGAUAGCCUUAAGGUUUUAGGUUUAGAGUGGAAUCCCACCUCCGACUUUUUGUCAUUCUCUUUCACCAUAAUGAGUCGAGCGUGUACAAAACGGAAUAUCCUGUCCACAAUUGCAAGAUGUUAUGACCCUCUAGGAUUCCUUGCACCGUAUAACCCAGCGAUGGGAUUUAAUAAACUCUCAAUUGCCAUCUUAGAAUUUAAGAUACCUCGUUAUAUCGGCGUUACUUUGAAUCAGCCUGUAGUCAUAGUUGGGUUUGCAGAUGCGUGUUUAACCUCAUAUGGGGCAGUAGUAUAUCUUGUUAGUAUGGGAGAUAGAACUCAAGGACAUCUUCUCGUUGCUAAGACAAAGGUGUCCCCUGUAAAGGUUGUUACCAUACCGAAACUAGAACUUUGUGCAGCCCAUCUGCUUGCUAAGCUUCUCCAUUUUAUAGUAGAUAGUUACCAAUCUCGUUUAGAUAUUCGCAAACUUUACGCUUUGUCUGACUCUUCAGUCGCCCUUAGCUGGAUUGCUACUUGUCCCUCGAAAUUGCCAAUUUUCAUAGCAAAUAGGGUUGUUCAAAUUCGUUCUCAACUAGACCACUCCUCGUGGUAUCAUGUAGACGGUAAAGAUAAUAUAAGUGAUUGUCUAUCUAGAGGUUUGACUCCUUACCAAUUCAUCAAUAAUCGAUGUUGGGCGAGUGGACCGGAAUGGCUAAAAAUGGAUGUUUCGAAAUGGCCCAUUCGUACAGUCCACGCAAAAGAAAAUCAAUCAGAAAUGAAACUGUCCCUGGUGGCUUCUCAAGGCCAGGAAAAUCCAUUUUAUUCUUUAAUAGCACGUUGCUCGAAAUGGAUGAAAUUGUUACGCAUAGUAGUUUACAUUCUUAGAUUCCUUCGACAAUUACCUAAUAAAAAUAGUAUAUCCGUCUCAGAUUUACGUACUGCAGAAUUAGCGCUUAUCAAAUUGAUACAACGCAAGCAUUUCUCAUCUGAAUUCGCCUUGCUCACAAAGGGGAUUCUACCACCAUCCUUACGACACUUGCGACCGUUUCUGAAUGACAAUCUUAUUAGAGUUGGUGGUAGGCUUAGUAAUUCAGACUUUAAGUUUGAUGUGCAACACCCUAUUUUACUUCCCAAAAGAGAGCACUUAGUAGAUCUUCUCAUCGAUCAUUAUCACCAGUUGAACUUACAUACGGGACCUCAUUUAGUGCUAUCUUUGCUACGACAGCGAUAUUGGAUACUUGCCGCUCGUGGUAUUAUUAGACGCAGAAUUCAAAAUUGUAACACCUGUUUUCGUUUAAAACCCAAACCCCAAAUUCCCAUUAUGGGAGACUUACCUGCCUGUAGGGUGCGACAAGCAAAGGCUUUUCUUCAUACCGGUUGUGAUUAUGCUGGCCCAAUUUCGAUCAUUCCCUAUCGACGAAGAGGUGUUCGCCCAAUUAAAGCCUACAUCUGUUUAUUUGUCUGUAUGGCAACGAAGGCAGUCCAUUUGGAAUUAGUCACUAGCUUAUCUACAGAUCAUUUUCUUCAAGCAUUUAAGCGGUUUCUUAGUAGAAGAGGAGUCGUUAUUGAAAUGCACUCCGACAAUGGGACCAAUUUUAUAGGCGCUAGGGCUUGUUUAAACGAACUAUACAAAUUCGUCUUAUCUCCAGAAUAUAAUGAUGCUGUCCGAAAUGAAUUAGCUAAACGGGAAAUUCAGUGGAAAUUGAUACCGCCCUCAGCACCACAUAUGGGUGGACUGUCAGUGGGAAGCAAACUCCAAAUUGAAUGUGUACUGAACUCUCGGCCUCUAUGCGUUCUUAGUUCUGAUCCGUCUGAACCCACCAUUUUGACUCCAGCGCAUUUUUUAACCUUAGGCCCUUUGACGCAUUUUCCGGCAUACGACUAUAGUAAUAUUAAUAUUAGCAGAUUAGAUCGCUUUCAACUCAUCGAUCGGAUGAUACACGAUUUUUGGAAAAGGUGGAAAUUAGAAUACCUCACAACUCUACAGGUACGAUCGCAAUGGAACACAGAACAUAACCCCGUGCAAAUUGGAACCAUUGUUGUAGUAGAACAGCCAAAUACUCCACCAUUGCAAUGGCCCUUAGGGAUUAUAGAAAAGGUGUAUCCUGGAAAAGAUCAAGUCGUACGAGUUGUAGACGUCCGUACCAAAUAUGGUACUUAUCGCAGACCAGUUAUUAAGGUUUGCCCCUUGCCUUCACAAUAG
Molecule: messenger RNA, 5028 nt
Organism: Photinus pyralis (common eastern firefly)
Lineage: Eukaryota; Metazoa; Arthropoda; Insecta; Coleoptera; Lampyridae
Exons: 3
Coding region: 1-5028 (1675 amino acids)
Molecular function (GO): nucleic acid binding
Source: RefSeq, a predicted model, not a curated record